This is a messenger RNA of Closterium sp. NIES-67, 948 nucleotides long. Lineage: Eukaryota; Viridiplantae; Streptophyta; Zygnematophyceae; Desmidiales; Closteriaceae. The record is from the annotation of a GenBank genome assembly.
UACGCUUGGAAUACGCGAUACGCAAUAUCGGGGCUGCCCGGCAAAAAAAAAAAAAAAAUCAAAAUUUUUUUGCCGAGUUCGCGACAUCGCGAACUCUCAGAAAUUUUCGCCCGCGGUUUUUCGCCCACCCUCACCAGCCGUGGACGUGGAGGGAAGGCAUCCCGUGUUUGUCGUCCCCCAUUCCCGCCAUAGUUUAGAUCUGAAUCACCAUCUCCUUUCAUUUUCCAACUCCAACCUCUCCCUCCCCUAGCUUAGCUUAGCUCAGUUCCCCUCUUACUUCACCGUAGUGGUCAUGGCGUCGUCCACCCCAUCAACCCCCCGAGCGUGCCCGCACCUACUAACGAUGGCGAGGCUGCCUCCUCCUCCGGCACUGUUUACGUUACGGAUGCGUCGCAUCCUAUUUUUAAGCAUUUCGAAACCGCGCUUAAUGCGGACGGCAAGACUACGGAAAACCGCCGCUGCUGUUAUUGCGGGCACACCUUCAAUGGCGGGAUGACGCGUUGCGCGCAGCACCUCGCCGAGUGGAACAAACUUCGUCGUCGCGAUGUGACCCUCUGCACCGCGGUGACGCAAGACGUGCGCGACGGAGUUAAGGCGCUCGGCAAAAAGGGGCGCAUCACCAAUUUUUUCGGUGACGAGUCCGCCUGCCGUAAGAAGGAAGCGGACCGGGCGCUCUGCCUCCUCUUCGCUGGUCUGCGCCUGCCGGAGCAUCACGCGGACCACGUCCUCUUCCGGAAUGCGGUCUCCGCCAUCGCUCGCGCCGGCACUUCCUACGUUCCCCCGAAGCGCAAGUACAUCGGCGGUCCGGCCUGCGCGACUGCCGCACCAGUAUCGAGGCCGCGCUGGUUCCCAUCUCCAGCAGCUGGCGGCGGAGCGGCGUCACCAUUGCUAGCGAUAUGAUGACGGACCAGAACGGCCGGCCCAUCGCCAACGUCCUCCUUAUCAACG